AUGAUUUCUGACAUUGCAAGUCAGCCUCUCAGUGUGCCGUUGCUCAUCUCGGCCUCUGGUGCCCUUCUAUUCCUGUAUUACCUAGUCCCGGCCCUUCUCAGCCCGCUAGGUGAUGUCAAAGGGCCAGCUCUUGCGCGAUAUACUCGCCUCUGGGAACUGUACCAUAACUGGCAAGGCCAGCUGGAACAUGUCACAAUCGCCCUGCAUAAGAAAUAUGGCCCCAUCGUCCGGUUAGCACCCAAUCGAUACAGCAUUGGGGAUCCCUCCGCCAUCCGCACGAUCUAUGGCCCCGGUUCCAAAUUCAGCAAAUCCGAGUUUUACAAACCGUUUGGUGGUCCCUUCACGCACCACAGGGAUGUUUUCUCGGAGACUAGCAAUGACAAACACGCGGUCGAGCGGAGAAAGACAUCCAACAUGUACGCAAUGAGCUCGCUGGUAUCCUACGAGCCAUUCGUCGACAAGAUCAAUCGCGAAUUCAUAACUGCAUUGGAGAGUCAUGCAAAAAGCGGGAGGGAAUUUGACCUCUUCACUUGGAUGCAGUUCUAUGCAUUCGACGUCAUAGGCGAGAUCACCUUUGGCCAGUCGUUUGGCCUGGUCGGGGAGGGUAAGGAUGACAGCGGGCUUUUACAUGCUGCUCACGUUGCUUCCAUAGGAUACGGCUCGAUGGCGGGCCUUGUCCCCGAGAUUCAUCCAUUGUAUCUUUGGCUUCAGAAUGUUUUCCCAAUUGAGAGCUAUCUGAAGACCCUCCAGAGAGUGAUAGGACAGCAGAUUGCCGCCCGGAUGAAAGGAGAGAGCUCCAGCGACCGCAAGGACUUCUUGGCAAAAUGCAUUGAAUUGAACAAAGCUGGCAAGCUGGAACAUCUAACCAUGAAUAAUGUUAUUGGGGCGAACGUUGGCGCUGGCUCUGAUACUACUGGGAUAAGCCUGACGGCAGUCAUUUACUACCUGAUGAAGAACCCGCAUUGCCUGCAGAGGCUCCGCGAUGAAAUUGAUACAGCCGUCGAGGAAGGCAAUAUUUCGAGUCCAGCGACCUUUCAAGAAGGACAGAAGCUUCCAUACUUGCAAGCUUGCAUUAAGGAGGCAUUGAGACUGCAUGCGGCUGUGGGCCAGAUCCUGAGCAGAGUCGUUCCAGAGGGCGGUGCACAGCUCGCCGGUAGACAUUUUCCAAAGGGGACUGUGGUUGGCGUCAAUGCGUGGGUGGUCCAUCGCGAUGAAAGCAUCUGGGGCAAAGACGUGCACCAGUUUCGCCCAGAGCGAUGGCUGGUUUCGAAAGAGAAACUUGCCUUUUUAGAACAGCAUUUCCUGGCAUUUGGGGCUGGGGCAAGAACCUGCAUUGGCAAGAACAUCUCGCUUCUUGAAAUGACAAAACUGCUGCCACAGCUCGUGCGGAGGUUUGAUUUUGCCCCUGUGGAUGGUGCCGACUGGACAACGAGCAGUGGAUGGUUUGUCAAGCAAAAGAUUCAAGUCAGAGUCACUGAGCGAACGUAG
Molecule: messenger RNA, 1488 nt
Organism: Aspergillus versicolor CBS 583.65
Lineage: Eukaryota; Fungi; Ascomycota; Eurotiomycetes; Eurotiales; Aspergillaceae
Product: cytochrome P450
Exons: 4
Coding region: 1-1488 (495 amino acids)
Molecular function (GO): iron ion binding; monooxygenase activity; heme binding
Source: RefSeq, a predicted model, not a curated record